AUGUCGGAGAGCUUCGACGUCCAAGGCGGUUUCGAUGAUGUUUAUCGCAUCUUCCUUGUGGACACGCCCAUUGGACCCUACUUCGAGGAGUACCUGAAGGAGGCAGACCGCGACAAGGAUGACAUGGCCCCUGCAGGCAUCGAGACGUCACAGGUUGGUGGCAUCCUGACGAAGCAGGACUUGGAGAUUAUGAAGCAGAGUCUGAAGAAGGCGUGGCUGGAGGACUUCUAUAGCUUCGUGGAGAGUCAGGGCGGCACCACUGCGGAGGUCAUGGGCAACAUCCUGAAGAUGGAGGCUGACUUCCGCGUACUCUUAGUCACGCUGAACGCGCUGAACACCAACCUCAGCACGGAAGCUUCGCUUGGGGAGCGCAACGCCCUGUACCCCAACUUUGGCUACCUCUACCCUGAGGGGACGAAGGUCAAGGACUUCUAUGACGCCGAAACCGGAGGGUCUCGGGCCGCGCCAGCAGGAGCACAGUCCAUCGAGGAUCUGAUCUACGCAGAGAAUGUCCGGAUGUACGAGAUGGCUUUUGAGCAGCAGUACCACUUUGGCAUCUUCUAUGCCUGGGUCAAGCUGCGCGAGCAGGAGAUCCGAAACAUCAGGCGCUCGCGCGGAGGGGCAGUCGAUCCGAGAGGAGUCUCGGGUUUAAGACCCUAA
Molecule: messenger RNA, 660 nt
Organism: Symbiodinium natans
Lineage: Eukaryota; Dinophyceae; Suessiales; Symbiodiniaceae
Source: the annotation of a GenBank genome assembly